This is a messenger RNA of Tilletiopsis washingtonensis, 2201 nucleotides long. RefSeq names its product alpha/beta-hydrolase. Gene Ontology annotation, molecular function: serine-type carboxypeptidase activity. Gene Ontology annotation, cellular component: trans-Golgi network. The transcript is spliced from 9 exons. The record is from RefSeq and is a predicted model, not a curated record. Gene Ontology annotation, biological process: apoptotic process; proteolysis. The coding region runs from base 300 to 2168 and encodes 622 amino acids. Lineage: Eukaryota; Fungi; Basidiomycota; Exobasidiomycetes; Entylomatales.
CCUGCUCCUUCUCCCCGCCGGCCAUCCGCCGCGCAGCACCCGCCGCACUCGCCGCUCGACUCCGCCGCACCUGCCGCAGCCGUCGCUGGUCCCGCACGCCUCGCCGCGCUUCACGCCUCGCCGCACUUCACGCUUCGCGCUUGACGCUCGGCGCUGACGCUCACGCUCGACGCUCACGCUUCACGCUUGACACCCGACGCUUGACGCCCGACGCUCACGCUCUCGCUUGACGCCUCGCGCUCCACGCUCGACGCAUCGCCGCAUCUCACGCUUCACCCCUCAAACUCCACCCAUCGCCCAUGCCCGUGCCCCUCUCGCCCGCGGCGGCGUACUUCGUGCCGAGCGUGCCGCUGCUGCCGCCGGCGUCGUCGAUCUACACGCCGCUGUUCCAGUCGGCCGGCUACCUGCCCGCGCGCGCGCCGGCGGCCGGCGGCGGCUCGACGCCCGCGGGCGAUGCGCACCUCUACUUUGUGCUGCAGCGGGCGCGGCACACGGCCGAGAAGCGGCGGCUGAUCAUCUGGUUCAAUGGCGGCCCCGGCUGCUCGUCGUUCGACGGCCUCAUGAUGGAGAUCGGCGCUUUCCGGCCGGACCGCAAGGGCGGCCUCGAGUGGACGACGCCGGGCGGCGCGUGGAACGAGUACGCCGAUGUGCUGUUCCUCGACCAGCCCGUGGGCACCGGCUUCUCGUACGCAUCGACGAGCGCCUACGCAAGCAACCUCGAGCAGGCCGGCGCAGAGGUCACGUACGCGAUGCAGCGCUUCAUCGAGAUCUUCCCCGAGUACGCGGCGGGCAACGGCGUCGACACGUACCUUGCGGGCGAGAGCUACGCUGGCCAGUACAUCCCGUUCACGGCGGCGAGCCUGGUCAAGGCCGCACAGCCGCCGCUCGACGUGCGCGGCAUCGUCAUGGGCAACCCGUUCAUCGACCCGCGCGCACAGGCAGGCUCCGAGAUCGAGAUGAUGGUCGAGGCGAAGCUGUGGGAGAAGGGCGGCAAGGAAUGGACAGAGGCCAACCGAGUCUACGAGGAGUGCCAGCACGACCUCAAGAAGGCAUCGAGCGACCCGCGCGAGGCCGGCGCCUGCGGCCGCAUCCUGCACAGCAUCAUCGACAUCACCAUCAAGACGACGCCAAAAGUGCAAGGCAAGGACAUGUGCAUCAACAUCUACGACGUCCGCCUGUCCGACACGUCGCCUGACUGCGGCAUGAACUGGCCGCCGACACUGCGGCCGACGUACGACUACCUGGCGCGCGCCGACGUGCGCAAGGCGCUGCACGUCAACGAGCAGGCCAAGCCCGAGGCGUGGAUCGAGUGCAACCACCGCGUCAGCUCGGCACUGCGCGACGAGCGCAACCCGCAGAGCUCCAAGAUCCACAUCCCCGAGCUCCUCGACCGCGGCGUCAAGGUGAUGCUCUUUGCCGGCGACCAGGACCUGAUCUGCAACCACAUCGGCGUCGAGCGCGUGCCGCGGAACCUGCACUGGUCGGGCGCCAGCUCGUGGGAGAGCAAUGCGGUCAAGAAAGAGUGGUUCGUCAACAACACCCUCGCCGGCUACUGGCGCGAGGCGGCGAACCUGACAUACGUGUCCGUCGCCGGCGCGUCGCACAUGGUCGGCUUCGACAAGCCGGUGCAGUCGCACGACAUGAUGCUGCGCUUCAUGGGCGUGGAUCUGCUCGGCGCCGCGGGCCCGAGCAGCCGCAUUCCGUCGCGGCUCGACGGCGAGCCGGACCACAUGCUCGUCGUGGGCGGCGGGGGCGGCGUGACCGACGACCGGCCCAUGAUCCCCGGCGUGGACGGCAAGUCGGAGGAGCAAGUCAAGCAGGAGGCCAAGUGGGCGGCGUACUACGACGCUGGCAGCGCGGCGCUCGUGAUCCUGCUGAUCCUCGUGGGUGCCGGCGCCUACAUCCUGCUGCGGCUGCGGCGCAAUGCGCGACGUGCCGGGAACAUGCUGGGCCGCGGCGCAGGUGGCCGAUCUGUCGCGCUGGACGUCGAGGGCGAUCACGAGCUGGAGCACCUCGUUGCCGAGGAGGAUGUCACGCCUCGCGGCCGCUACUCGGACGAGACGUUGCGUACCGGCGCAGAGGGCAAGGGCAAGGGGCGGGAGCAGGUGCGCGACGAUGAUGAGGUGUUCCAUGUCGGCAGCGGCGAUGAGGUGGAGAAGGAGAGGUAGACGUCACGAAACGCACGAACUUAUGAUAUUGCC